Molecule: messenger RNA, 1366 nt
Organism: Physeter macrocephalus (sperm whale)
Lineage: Eukaryota; Metazoa; Chordata; Mammalia; Artiodactyla; Physeteridae
Product: translation initiation factor IF-2-like
Exons: 5
Coding region: 1-798 (265 amino acids)
Source: RefSeq, a predicted model, not a curated record
AUGCGGAAGGGGUCCCCCUCGGUCCCCGGAGCUGGGAGCCGGGGCAGCCCUCGCCAGCGCCGCGCCCUCCCCGAGGCCCGAGGGAGGCGCCGCGGGAGGAAUUCCAGCCAUUUCCUCUGCGCCGCGCGGUAUGUGGCCUGCUCGCUGCCCGACCGCAGAGCGGCCCGGAGGUGGGGGCCGGCGGCGCGGGCCGGUCACCAGCCGCGUCUGGCAGCUGCCCUGGCCUCGCCGUCCCGCUCCAGAUUCCCGGCUGGCCGUCCCUCGUCCCGGGCAACCAAACCGGCCCUGGAGCGGCCCCGGGCCGGCGCGGCGCUGCCGGGACCCCGGCUCCUCCCCGCGCGGCCGCAGCCGGCGGAAUCGCUCCCGCCCCAAGGCCGCCUGCCUCCUCGGCCCCCGCCGUGCACCCUAACCCGCGGGUCCCCCGAAUCUCAGUUUGAAACUGAAGGUGGCCUUUGCUACGUCACCUUGGGGUAUCGCUGCUGUCCUCAGCUCUGCUGGAUCUUCCGCCCACCCUGCCCAGGGCCUCUUCUCCAUACUAAUUCGCGGUGGAGCAGUCGGGGAGGCUUUACAGCCAGAGCCCCAAGGCCGAGAAUCAGCCCUUGCAGCAAGACGUGCUCCCCUCGUUCCCCCCACACACGCUACAGCCACAGACCGCAUAAAUCCAGGUGGAGACAGGUCCAGAAACACAGGAUACACCUCCCGAACUCCCAAUGGCAGACCGUUUCCUCCCUCCCCUGGUAUUUUUUAAAGGCUUCUCCCAGGGACCCCAGGCUGUGGCCAGUCUUCCUGAAAUGCUGACUUCUCUUUCAAGAUGGAUGGGGGAUGCUGCCUUAGGUUAGAAGGCAUCGAACGAAAUCACAUUUUUAAAUGUAAAAUUUGAUUCUAAAUUUUUGAUGGUGCUUUUCGUUUUGGUGGAGGUGGGGACGGACGACGGUGGGGAACAGGCUGCAGGCAGAGUAAAUCUAAAAGAGGGGAAAAAAGAAGCUGGGAGUACACACAUGUGAAGAGGGGAUAUCGCUCUGCUGGAAAAGAGAGUUGCUGUCCCAGCAGGCUGGUUCCCAGGAGCUUGGUGAGGCUUUCUGAGCCAGUCUCCUGAGCCUGGGACUUGAUGGGGUGCAGGUCCCUGAGAAGGAGCCUGUUGGACACAAUAAGACUGCACUGCGGAAAAAAGGUUAAUGAAGUUCCACCACCUGGGCUAAGGGAUUCAGACACAAAAAUUAUCCUCAGGAAACUCAGAGAUCUAGAUCUGAUGGCUCCAGGAGAGGGUGGCAAAGAGCAAGGCAGGUUUGGAGAUAAUGAGUGAAACAGAUCUGAACCACCAGUUUUCAAAUGUGUCUGUAAAAAUAAGCUUUAACUAAAUGCUAAA